GGUCAGUCGUGGAAUAUUUUCAGUAUGCAUGUGAGAGAUGUUCACCGUUUACAGAGUUUGCAUGUUUUGAUUGAUUAUUAACUAGACUGUAAUUUAAAAAAAUGUUUAUUAUGUGCAAAUGUGAUUUGAUCAGACUCUAUUCAGUGAGUUUAUAUGGUGUAUAUCUAAAAUGUAUUUCUUUGCAUUUUACAGCUUUUUAAUAAAGUUGCCAUUGUGAAUAUUGAUGGAUGUGUGACGGAUGUCUUGUGGCUGAUGUGCUUUAUAUUUUAAACACAGCAAGCUCAGACGUGUGUUUAAUGUCAUGCUGUAUAAAUUCAGUAACUUAUUUGAGAUUUCUCCAGGUCUGGUCCUGUGGGUCUAAGUAUCAGACAAAGAUGGAGUUUAUUAAAGAGGAGAUUGAAGACAUGAGUUAUCCAGAACCAUCCAGAAUAAAACAUGAAGAUACUGAGGAACAAACCGACUCGACUGAAGUAAAACGGCAAAGAAUGAAGCUGAAAGAAGAGGAGGUGUGUUGUAAAAUCAACAUUUUGUCAAAAAAAGCCAAACAGCUGCACACAUGCCCUCAGUGUGGAAAGAGUUUUAAUGCAGCGAUAGAUCUUGCUUAUCAUCUACACAUACACACUGGAGAAAAACCUCACAAGUGUUCAUAUUGUGGCAAGAGAUUCACUCAGCCUGGAACCUUGAACAGACACAAGCUAAUUCACACUGGAGAGAAACCUUACCAAUGUACUAAGUGUGGGAAGAGUUUCACUCAGUCAUCAGGUCUCACAAAUCAUCUUCACGUUCACUCUGGAGAAAAGCCUUUUAACUGUGAUCAGUGUGGUAAAAAGUUCAUUUCUUCAUCAACUCUAAAAAAACACCUGGUAGUUCAUUCAGAUGAGAAGCCUCAUGUGUGCACUUUCUGUGGAAAGGGUUUUAAAAGCCUGUACAGUUGUAAACUGCACCAGAAAAUACAUAAUGAAGUGAGAGAUCAUGUGUGUCGUGAUUGUGGGAAGAGCUUUACUAGAGCUUACAUUCUGACACAGCACCGAAGAAUUCACACUGGAGAAAAACCUUACAAGUGCUCAUAUUGUGACAAGAGUUGCGCUGUGUCUGGAAAUUUGAAAGUACACGAGCGAGUUCACACUCGAGAGAAAAAUCAUCACUGUACUCAGUGUGGAAAGAGUUUCAUUCGGUCAUCAAAUCUAGUGACUCAUAUUAAAAAUCAUUGUCCUGUGUCGAAGUGAGCAAA
Molecule: messenger RNA, 1231 nt
Organism: Carassius carassius (crucian carp)
Lineage: Eukaryota; Metazoa; Chordata; Actinopteri; Cypriniformes; Cyprinidae
Product: gastrula zinc finger protein XlCGF7.1-like
Exons: 2
Coding region: 228-1226 (332 amino acids)
Biological process (GO): regulation of transcription by RNA polymerase II
Molecular function (GO): DNA-binding transcription factor activity; RNA polymerase II cis-regulatory region sequence-specific DNA binding
Source: RefSeq, a predicted model, not a curated record